CUCUGCCGGGGCCCCGCCCCUCCCCGCCUGCGCCUGAGGCGCCCUCUCGCCUCUCCCAGGUCUGGCGGUCCGGAGUCUCUAUGCUCAGCCGCCCGCCCCCUGGCGCCGCGCUGGCCCGCGCCCCCUCCGGCCCUUCCCCCAGUCGCCGUGGUGGGGCAGCGCCUGGCGGGCGGCCCGCAGGCGGGUCGCCUCCCCUCCUGUAGCCCACACCCCUCUUAAAGCGGCGGCGGGAAGAUGAGGUUUCGGGAGCCGCUCCUGGGCGGCAGCGCCGCGAUGCCCGGCGCGUCCCUGCAGCGGGCCUGCCGCCUGCUCGUGGCUGUCUGCGCGCUGCAUCUUGGCGUCACCCUCGUUUACUACCUGGCUGGCCGCGACCUGAGACGCCUGCCCCAGCUGGUCGGAGUCUCCACACCGCUGCAGGGCGGCUCAAACGGUGCCGCCGCCAUCGGGCAGCCCUCCGGGGAGCUUCGGGCCAGAGGGGUCCGGCCGCCGCCUCCUCUAGGCGCCUCCUCCCAACCGCGCCCGGGUGGCGACUCCAGCCCUGUCGCGGAUUCUGGCCCUGGCCCCGCGAACAACUUGACCUCGGUCCCAGUGCCCCGCACCACGGCGCUGGCGCUGCCGCUGCCCGCCUGCCCUGAGGAGUCCCCGCUGCUCGUGGGCCCCAUGCUGAUCGAGUUUAACAUGCCUGUGGACCUGGAGCUUGUGGCCAAGCAGAACCCAAAUGUGAAGAUGGGCGGCCGCUACACCCCCAAGGACUGCAUCUCUCCUCACAAGGUGGCCAUUAUCAUUCCAUUUCGCAACCGGCAGGAGCAUCUCAAGUACUGGCUGUAUUACUUGCACCCAGUCCUGCAGCGCCAGCAGCUAAACUAUGGCAUCUAUGUUAUCAACCAGAAAGAGAGGAAUGCUGACCUAACUGCUGCUGCCACUGCUGCUGCCACCACCGCUGCCACCACCUCCCUGGCCGGAGACACUAUGUUCAAUCGUGCUAAGCUGCUCAACGUUGGCUUUCGAGAAGCCUUGAAGGACUAUGACUAUACCUGCUUUGUGUUUAGCGACGUGGACCUCAUUCCAAUGGAUGACCAUAAUGCCUACAGGUGUUUUUCACAGCCACGACACAUUUCCGUUGCAAUGGAUAAAUUUGGAUUCAGCCUACCUUAUGUUCAGUAUUUUGGAGGUGUCUCUGCUCUAAGUAAACAACAGUUUCUCACCAUCAAUGGAUUUCCUAAUAAUUACUGGGGCUGGGGAGGAGAAGAUGAUGACAUUUUUAACAGGUUAGUUUUUAAAGGGAUGUCCAUAUCUCGUCCAAAUGCUGUGGUCGGGAGGUGUCGCAUGAUCCGCCACUCAAGAGACAAGAAAAAUGAACCCAAUCCUCAGAGGUUUGACCGAAUUGCACACACAAAGGAGACAAUGCUCUCUGAUGGUUUGAACUCACUCACUUACCAGGUGUUGGAUGUACAGAGAUACCCAUUGUAUACCCAAAUCACAGUGGACAUUGGGACACCAAGCUAGCGUUUUGGUACGCUAAUAAGAGACCUGAAAAUAGCCAGGGACCUCUGCUGUGUGUCUCUGCCAAUCUGCUGGGCUGGUCCCUCUCAUUUUUACCAGUCUGAGUGACAGGUCCCCUUCGCUCAUCAUUCAGAUGCCUUUCCAGAUGACCAGGACGAGUGGGACAUUUUGCCCCCAACUUGGCUCAGCAUGUGACUUCUUAGCUCUGGAAGGUGCUUGUGCCUCUGGGGUUUCUUGAGUGCAGUGUCACCCAGAAUCAGAACUGUAUGCAUCCCAAAAUUUGGUGGCCGUGGAGCACAUUCCUGGUGAUAGAACUGCUAAAUUGUUGGGAAAUAGGUCAGACUUUUUCUUUAAGUUAUGGUGUUCUUAUUACUUCAUGAAAAAUUGGAGAAUGCUGCUAAAAUUGGAUUGGUAUGAUCUUUUUUAGUAGUUGCAGUUUAACAGAAAAACACAAAAUUUCAACCAUUUUCUUAUGUUGUGUCCUCCCUCCACCCCCUUCUUUCCAUGGCAUGCAACUAUUAUAAUCACUGUGCAUAUGUCUUUUCUUAGCAAGAGGAUUUUAAAAAUUGAGCCUUGGACCUUUUGUCCUGCUAAUGUGUGGAUGCCAAGGCAAAAGCAUCAGAGCAAAAGCCUUGGGUGUUCUCACAUUCAGUUGCCUGUCUCCAGAUUGUCUGAUUUCUGAAUGUAAAGUUUUUUAAAUAGCAGUUUGUAGUAUUUUAAAGAAAGAACAGAUCGAGUUCUAAUUAUGAUCUAGCUUGAUUUUGUGUUGAUCCAAAUUUGCAUAGCUGUUUAAUGUUAAGUCAUGACAAUUUAUUUUUCUUGACAUGCUAUGUAAACUUGAAUUUCCUAUGUAUUUUUAUUGCGGUGUUUUAAAUAUGGGGAGGGGAUUGAGCAUUUUUUAGGGGAAAAAAAUGUAUGCUGUAGUGGCCACAAGUAGGCCUAUGAUUAGCUGGCAGGCCAGGUUUUCUCAAGAGCAAAAUCACCUUCUGACCCCUUGGCAGGCAAGGCCUCCUGGUCAGCAUUAUCCUGCCAGACCUUGGGACAGACACCUGGGGGACAGAAGCCUCUGCCCCUACUGUGCAGAACUCCCCACUUCCCCACCCCUCCCCAGGUGGGCAGGGCAGAGGGAGCCUCAACCUCCUUAGACUGACCCCUCAGGGCCCUAGGCUGGGGACUUGUAAAUAACAGCAGUCAGGUUGUUUACCAGCCCUUUGCACCUGCCCAGGCGGAAGGAGCCUCUGUGCUGGUGGGGGCUACCUCCCUCAGAGUCUCUGCUAGCCACAUUCCCUGGCCUACCCUAUGUUACCAGUUCUCUUUCUUCUUCUUUCCUCUUUUCCCCUGCCUUUCUUCUUCCUUCCUUCCUUCCUUCCUUCCUCCCUUCCUUCCUUCCUCCCUCCCUCCCUCCCUCCUUCCCUCCCUUUUUGUUCCUUUGCGUCUUUUGUUCCUUUGCCUCUUGCCUGUCCCCUAAAACUUGACUAUGGCACUCAGGGUCAAACAGACUAUCCAUUCCCCAGCGUGAAUGUGCCUUUUAAUUAGUGAUCUGAUCUAGAAAGAAGUUCAGCUGAACCCACAUCCCAGUGCCCUCCCACGAACUCUGGUGCCUAACCUCCUAUUCCACCUCAGGUUUUCAGCAGGUGCUCCCACCCCAGUUAAGGCUCCCACCCACAGGAGUGCGUCACAAACCCACCUCUGCUGGGAGCUGUUGAGCUGCCUGGGAUGAGAUGGCGCAAGGCACUUCCUACCACUGAGCGCCUCUGCCAGGUCCAGCCUGGGCUCAGGUCCCAAGACUCAGCUGCCUAAUCCCAGGGUUGAGCCUUGUGCUCCUGGCAGACCCCAAACCACUGCCCUCCUGGGUACCAGCCUUUAGUGUGGAGGCUGAGCUGGUACCCAGUCCAAUCUUAUCUGUGCCUUUACUGCUUUAAGCAUCUCAGAUACUAACUUGGUUCUUUUUCCAGAAGCUUUUGUAUUGGUUAAAAAUUAUUUUCCGUUGCGGAGCAGCUGGACUAUGCAAAAAGUAUUCCUCUGUCAGUUCCCCGCUCUAUACCAAGGAUAUUAUUAAAACUAGAAAUGAUUGCAUUGAGAGGGAGUUUUGGGAAAUAGAAACAAUGAAAGCCUCUCUUUCUGUCAGCAGAUCCUGACUUUUCCAAAGUGCCUUAAAAGAAAGGAAAUAAAUGCCCUGAGUGGUAACUUCUCUGUUCUCUGUUACUUAAUUGUGAAAACCAAACUACUUUUUCUUCUUUUUUGGCGCGGGGGGCGGGGAGAGGGGAGGCGGGGAGGGUACCUUUUCAUUCAUGUCAAGUAUGUGAUUCAUUCUCAGAACCAAGGGAAAUACUGCUCCCCCCACUUGCUGAACUACUCCUCUCAUGGAAGGCACAGCGAAGACACAGUUAGGCCUGGACAUUUGCCUGGUCCAUGAGAUGCCGUGGGUCCUGUUUCCUUACUGGGGAUUCCAGGGCUGGGGGUUCAGGAAGCAUUUCCUUCUCCUGGGAGUUAUGACCCUGAAGUUGUCAUGUGCCAUGCCCUUCUCUGUUUCUGUGUAUCCUAUUGCUGGUGACCCUGUGUGAACUGGCCUUUGGGAAAGAUUGGAGAGGGCAGAGGUAGCACAGGAGGGUAAAGGAGAUGCUGUGCUGGCCCUCAGCCCAGACAGGGUCUCUGCCAACUGCCAGGCUGGGGGCAGGGGGCUCUGCAUAGCCAGGAUGACGGCUUUCAUGUCCCAGAAACCUAUUGUGCUGUGUAUUUUAAUUUCCUGUGUAUGCAGAUGUGUGUAUUUACCAUUGUAUGGGGGCUGUGUCUGACCUUGGUUUUCAAAACAGACAGAACUGUGUUUUUGCCUUUAAAAUUCAAUAAUAUAACAUGAAUAAAUGACCCUAUCUUUGUAA
Molecule: messenger RNA, 4382 nt
Organism: Callithrix jacchus (white-tufted-ear marmoset)
Lineage: Eukaryota; Metazoa; Chordata; Mammalia; Primates; Cebidae
Gene: B4GALT1
Product: beta-1,4-galactosyltransferase 1
Biological process (GO): protein N-linked glycosylation; carbohydrate metabolic process
Cellular component (GO): Golgi apparatus
Molecular function (GO): beta-N-acetylglucosaminylglycopeptide beta-1,4-galactosyltransferase activity; cytoskeletal protein binding
Source: RefSeq, a predicted model, not a curated record